AUCCCAGUUUGCGCUGCAACUUCUCAAGCCAAGGGAGAGAUGGGAUAGAAAAAUGGGGGAUCGUUCGCAGGAAAGUUGAGAAUGGGGUUGGAUUGUGCUAAAUCGAGUUGUUUUAAACCUCAAAAUUUACUGUAAUUGGAUAAAAAUAAGUUACAGCGCAUUUAGUGUUGUCUGGUCGGUUAGCCAGAUGGUAGUUUCGUGCAUAAGGUAACGUGAUACGACAGAAAAGAGGCCUGCAGUGACCGAUGAGAAGUUGUUGACGUGCUAGCGUAGGUUAGCUUGUCUUCGCCAGCUACAGCGCCGUUUCUGUUUUUAGUUCGUCUACCUCGCUAGCCUAUCUUUGCUAACAGCUGUCGUUGCUUUGGACUCUGAAACGAUCAGAUCUAGCUGGCUACCUCUCGCCAUGAUGCCAAUCGUUUGGUUGCUUUCCUAAGAUAAAGGAACGUAGCUAGCUGUGUUUACCAGCCUUUUAGCUAGCUAGCUAAAGUUAGCUAGUCACACACAACCAAACGGUGCUCUUGUGAAUUAGGCCACAAACCACAUUCGUAGCACAACAGGGAUGUUUAUAUACGUCUUAUAUUUUGACGAGACAUUUUCUUGAGCCCUGAACUGGAUGGCUGCAAAGUCCUUUUCGUUAGCUAGGUUACCGAACCCAAACCGGCUGGCAGCCAUGUUCAAGUUUGUCAGCAAAAAACUGAUCUUUAUCAAGCUACUCAGGUCUUUGAAUUUCUUUAUUUGUUUUUUCCUGGUGAACAUCGUAUAUGAUACUUUAUCUAAACUGUUAAAGAAGCUCAUGUGACAGAAUAUUAGAUUUACAGUGCGCCAUAACCAUUUCAUUUCCAAACUAAAGGAUUUACCGAAAAGUCAUCAGGCACCCCUCAACAAAAACACUCUUAUGCUAAAUGGUUUAAAUAAUGUCCAAAUGUUCUUACUGUCAGUCAUUUAAGUUGGUGUAUAAUUUUGUAACUCGUUGAAAAGUUAAAAUUAUCUCGCCUGUCUGCUCUGCGGUGUUUUCAGAAUAUUUGCCCUUUUGCAGUGUGAAGCACAAUAUCCUGACCCAGUGUAGCAGUUGAUUAAGAUUUAUAUACAACAUAUUUUACCAGUCAUGUCCCAUGCAAAGGAUAGCCUGGAGGGUUUCCUGUUAUAUUAACCAAAAACGUCCAAACAAGAUACAAUAGCCAUUUUAACCAUCAUUUUAUUAACUGCAGUUUUUUUCUUUAUAUCCAGUCACUCUAAUAGUGAUAGUUUUCCAUUUUAUUUAUAUAGUACCUUUUUCAAGCUAAGGUAUGCUUACAAAGCAAGUCAACAUGUUGGAACACCAACUGUAAAAAUAUGUCACACUUGUAGCAUAAUGAAUAUUCUGAUGUGCAACAGAAAAAAAAGCAGGCUGUAGCUAUAGGCCAUAGAAAACUAAAACAGGAAAACAAACUGGUACCUGAAGAGUUUGGGUGCCAUAGCACUGAAAGCUUGGCAGACACUUAGAACUUAUAGCAAUGCUCCUGUAAAGGGAACAGGCCAGGGUGUGAAGCCAGAGUAGCUCAGCCAGACAGUGGGGCAAUGGAUGCAGUAAAUAUGAAUGCAUCAUGUGGUGUGUUUGAGAAUUCUCGUGCAGUGGGGUUGACCAGUAUAAAGGGGGAUCACAGUUUCUGCAUCCCCUAUAUUAAGUAGGGGAUGAAAGUCUUCAAAAUCUAAAAGAUAUUUCAUAAAAAUCUGUACCAAGUGUUCUUUUCUGUUUAACAUGUAGUGUAGGUUGAUGUAAAUGUUAAGGCAUAUGAGUUAUAUGAUGAAAGCCUCAUAACUGCCUGUGUUGCAUUGUAAAGGAGAGGCUAGACUAAACUAUUUUAGUAGGUGUUCUCCAUUGAAAUUCAUUGCAGUACAAGACAGCACAGGAAAAUAAGCCUGUCCUUCCUCCACCCAUUUUCACUUAUACAUAUUGUAGGAGUUGCUUUGUGAAUUACAGUAUAAGCUUUCCGUGUGAACCAAAUGUUUCUCUGUGGUACUUGCAGAUUAAUUCCCACACAAGCAGCAAAGCUCUGCUAAAUUCAGAAGUACUGUUAUCCAUUACCUAAGAGGUAGUGUGUGUUCUCCAGCAAUAGGAUGGAGAGUUUGAGCCUGCAGGCUGUGGCUCUGAGUGAUGGCUCCACAGCCUACAUCCAGCAGGCUAUUAAUGAUGGUAAUUUGGUUGAAGGAGACACCAUCCAGUUGGAGGAUGGGACAACAGCAUACAUCCAGCAGGUCACAGUACAGCCGAAAGACAGUCUGCCAUUCGAAGAUGGUCAGGCAGUCCAGCUCGAGGACGGUACCACAGCCUAUAUCCACCGCAUGCCUAAAGUAGAUGGCUAUGACCCCAGUGCAGUGGAGGCCGUGCAGCUGGAAGAUGGCAGCACUGUGUACAUCCACCACCCAUCGACUUUGCAGACAGGAGGUGCUAUCCUUACCGUGCAGACAGGGGGAGCACUAGACGAUCUCGCAGCAGAGGCUGAUAUGAUCAGCACCCUGGAGAGCUACGCUUCUCAGGUCUCAGGGGUAGAGGUGAAUGGGAGCAGUGGAAGGGUUAAUGGAGUGGAACAGACUGCUGUGCAGCUAAUGUUCGAAGGGAAGGCAUGGCGUACAAAUAAAAGUCAGCAGGGCGACAAAACCUUCCAGUGCAGCUACGAAGGCUGCAGGCGCCUCUACACUACUGCACAUCAUCUGAAGGUACACGAGCGCUCGCACACAGGUGACCGGCCAUACAGGUGUGAGGUAGCGUCGUGCACAAAGGCGUUUGCAACAGGCUACGGCCUCAAGAGUCACCUGCGCACACACACAGGAGAGAAACCUUACAAGUGCCCUGAAGAUAUGUGCUAUAAAGCCUUUAAAACGUCUGGAGACCUGCAGAAACACCUGCGUACACACACAGGUGAAAAGCCGUUUAAGUGCCCGUUUGAGGGCUGUGGACGCUCCUUCACCACCUCCAACAUCCGGAAGGUGCACAUGCGCACACACACUGGUGAACGGCCCUACCUGUGUCCGGAGCCUUCCUGUGGCCGUGGCUUUGCUAGUGCCACCAACUACAAAAACCACAUGAGAAUCCACACAGGUGAGAAGCCGUACUUGUGUACGGUACCUGGCUGUGGGAAACGUUUUACGGAGUACUCCAGUCUUUAUAAGCACCAUGUGGUGCACACGCACUGUAAGCCCUACAGCUGUAACCACUGUGGUAAGACGUACAGACAGACGUCCACACUGGCCAUGCACAAACGCACUGUGCACGAAGAUUAUGAGCCCACUGAAGCAAACAUAGAGUCUUUGGAAUCGUCACAUAAGAAAAACACAUUUUUAGAGGGGACAGAACAGAAAGAGGAGUCUCAAGUUUCCAUUGAGCCUGAGGACAUCAUUGGCACCCAGGUGAAUCUGUCAGAUCUGCAGGCUUUGGGCACUGGCAUCACCAUGGUAACACAGGAUGGAACCACCAUCACUGUCCCUGCCCACCACAGUGUCAUAAGUGAGAAACAGCAACACGUUGGCAUGGUUACGCAAGAUGGCAAAGAACUGCAGCAGGUUGCCAUAGUAACGUCCACUGCAAUUAUGCCUGGUGGUUUCAAUGUGUCGUCUUCUCAGUGUCAGCAGGUGGCACUGUUGGCAACAGCAAAUGGCACACAGAUAGCAGUGCAGCUGGAGGAGCAGCAGACUCUGGAAGAGGCCAUUGGCAUGGCUACCACUGACAUCCAGCAGGGAGGACUGACCCAGGAUCAGUCAGAGCCCUGACCACAUACCACGAAGAUUCAACAGCACCCACAGAAGCACUGAUUUACGAUCAGCAGUAGUCCAGCAGACCUGCCAAGUUCUAAGACUGCUGCUGCAGUUUGUGCAGGACUGAUAUCAGUGCUCAGACUGCAGUGGCAGGACAGUGAGUGUCUCUCUCAGCUCCCUAAUUCUAACGCUAUAUGGAAGGAUCAUCUAUUUUUUUCCCAAGGGAUUUUCAGUCUGAAGGAGCUGCCGUGUGUGUUAGAACACUAUGUACCAAGAGGCCUAUGGAUGAGUUUCCCAGUCAAUUCCCACAUUACAGUGAAGACAGGCCUUCAACACCCACUGAGCUAAUAUAGGUGAACUUUUCAAGUCUCUUGUGUUAAUAAUAUGUACAUUUGGUAAUAAAUAAACUUUGCUUAUCCCGUG
This is a messenger RNA of Electrophorus electricus (electric eel), 4155 nucleotides long. RefSeq names its product zinc finger protein 76 (gene znf76). Lineage: Eukaryota; Metazoa; Chordata; Actinopteri; Gymnotiformes; Gymnotidae. The record is from RefSeq and is a predicted model, not a curated record. Gene Ontology annotation, biological process: regulation of transcription by RNA polymerase II. Gene Ontology annotation, molecular function: DNA-binding transcription factor activity, RNA polymerase II-specific; RNA polymerase II cis-regulatory region sequence-specific DNA binding. Gene Ontology annotation, cellular component: transcription regulator complex; PcG protein complex; chromatin.